AUGGGAAGCCAUCCGUCAUCAGCAUUGGGAGUAUUCACAUUCGUUCUUCGCAAAUCCGGCACCGAGUGGACUGCGAAGCAGCACUCCGGAUACAUCGAGAACUCCGCCUCCUCCACCUAUGACCUUCAACGCAAGCUUGUCAAUGCCGUUCGUGCCGCUGAUUCCUCCGGCGCCGUUCAGUCCUCUUUCUCUUUCGUUUCUCCCUCCUCUGCUGUCUUCCAGGUGGUUGUGGGUGGUGCAGUCUUCGUUGGAGGUGGUACUGUUGCUGCUGCUCAUGCUGGUGGUGCUGUCGCAGAGAGUGCUGCCCCUGGUGCCGAGAAGAAAGAAGAGAAGGUCGCGGAAGAAGAAGAUGAAGAUUUUGGAAUGUUACUCUUUGAUUAA
This is a messenger RNA of Arachis duranensis, 381 nucleotides long. Its product is annotated as 60S acidic ribosomal protein P3-like. Gene Ontology annotation, molecular function: structural constituent of ribosome. The transcript has 2 exons. NCBI's taxonomy places the organism in Eukaryota, Viridiplantae, Streptophyta, Magnoliopsida, Fabales, Fabaceae. Gene Ontology annotation, cellular component: ribosome. The record is from RefSeq and is a predicted model, not a curated record. Bases 1 to 381 code for a protein of 126 amino acids.